AUGGGCUUUUUCUCCUCACGAAGACCCGAAGAGGAUUAUGUGCCAGAUGACAAACAUACAGUAGUUCAGGUUAUCCGUUCCAGAUUCUAUGGACGAAACAAAGGAAAGGAACGUGAACUUCCAGAACGCCCGAAGACCGUUUUCCUCGCUCAAGAUACCCCAGCUGCACAAACAUUAUCACAUCCUACCUCCUCUGAGUCCGCUCAUCCCAUCCGACACGCAGCAUCGAUACCCUUCCUAGGUCCCAGAAAGCCAAGUUUAAACUCUAUUCGUGAGAGCGACAAUGCUCGGUCCUUUAGUCUCCGACUCAAACCCUCUGCUCCAACAAACCCAACAUCUCAGUCCUCAGCUUCUUUGUCCAAUCCGCCUUCUUCGUGGCCUUCUUCAACAGAAACCUCACGAACAAGUGAAUCCCAUAACUCUACAGCCUAUUCCACUAUAUCUUCAACGUCUUCCUCGUCUCCUCGAAAGCUACCAGAUAGCGUAACAACGACGCUCGCGCAGCGGCUCAACGAAUUAGCGGUCGCCAAUUCCGAAGGAUUGUUGAAUGACGAUGAAUACCGGGCUCUCCGUCAGAAUCUCUUUGAGCGCUUUGCAAGUAGCACAACGGUACCGACGGAAAACCCUGUAGUCCCCGCGACACCCAUAAAGCGGAAUCUGAGAGGUCCUUCAGAGGGACGAGCCUCUACGUCUUCGCGACCUUCUUCGAACUUCUUUGUGGACGUUCCACGAUCACCAUCCAUACGCUCAAAAACAUCAAUCCGGUCGGGCGUGGCGAGCUUAUUUCGAGCAGCCAGCCGCCGGACUGGGUCGAGGGAUCACCAUGAUACUGCCAGUGUUUUUUCGGGGAUCUCUGGCACGUCUACCUCACAUCGUCCAAACCCUCUGCAGAAGAAAUCCAGCAGUACUUCAGUUCGUUCGAUUCGCACCGAUGCAUCGCAUCAGACCGACACCAUGUCGACAGCCGGGAGGCGAACAGAGCGGAUACUCUAUGCUCUUGAUAGUCCACACACACCUUCUCGAGCAAGUGUGGGAUCAAGGCGCGUCGUAGCUCCUCCAUCCUCAUUCCCGAGAACGUCCGUAGCGGAAAAGUAUCCAGGGAAUGUACGGGAUGUAUUUGAUACUUCAACUCUUCAGACAUCUCGAGAUAUUCAACAAGAAUUGGAGGCGAUCGAAGGGGAGAGAAAGCGACUCAUGGAUGCCUUCAAUGGAUUGGAGUUGACCUCGCUGGCAAAAAGGCAGAGGCGACCUAACCGAGCCCGAGCGGGAAGCCGACCUUCGACCAUAGUUGUAGACAACCUGGAUCGCAGUGUGAUGAAGAUGGCAUCGACCACAACUUUGACUCCCGAUUCUCCCUCUUCUCAUUUACGAGUGCUUGGUGGGGAGAGUGAUGUCAUCUCCAUACGUUCUGGGACCUCCGUCGGUACAACUCUAUCAAUGAGCCGAUCUAUUCAUUCCAAAACGUUACCUUCCAAGACCAGUAACUCGUUAUUGAACAACAGCCCUUCACGAGGUUCAUUACAUCGCAAGAAUUCUUCCGGAAGUGUCUCAUCUGGACGUGCUCUAGUUGGGAAAGGGAAGCAGAGAGUACCUCCUGUGCCCGUUCUGCCUUCACAUCUCGGAAAAUCCGUUCAUGCAAGUAGCUCGAGUGUUAAUCUUACUCGAAGUACUGGUCAUCUUCCAAUGAGCUCUUUGCCAGAGGACGAGGAUGGGGCUCCAAUGGAAGUGGAGGAUAUAGAGUUCGAGGCCGAGAUGGAAGACAUUCGAAGAAAACGAGAGGAGGUUUCGCAGCGAUAUGAAGCUCGACUGGAGUACCUGAGAGCGAAGUUAAAGGGUGCUCAGCUCCACGAGAAGCUGAUGAAGAAGUAG
This is a messenger RNA of Marasmius oreades (fairy-ring Marasmius), 1869 nucleotides long. RefSeq lists its product as uncharacterized. The transcript has 5 exons. Lineage: Eukaryota; Fungi; Basidiomycota; Agaricomycetes; Agaricales; Marasmiaceae. Bases 1 to 1869 code for a protein of 622 amino acids. The record is from RefSeq and is a predicted model, not a curated record.